AUGGUUCAACAGCAGCUCCUCCACCGUGUUGAUCCCAAAAUAUGGCAACAAUGUGCCGGCGAUUCCGUCACUGUUCUGAAGCUGAAUUCCAAACUCUAUUAUUUUCCUCGAGGUCAUUUGGAACAUGCUUGCCCUAACUACCCUUCCACUCAAGCACUCUCCCUCAUUGAUGCCUGCCGUCCGUUCAUCCAAUGCGUGGUUUCCAAUGUUGAUCUCUUUGCAGAUUCUAAAACUGAUGAACUUGUUGCAAAGCUACUCCUAACUCCCGUAAUUGACGGUAGUAAUGUACCUUCGGAGGCUGGCGACAUAGAAGAUGAUGAUGAUCAGAUUGUUUCCUAUGCUAAGACUUUAACUCAAUCUGAUGCUAAUAAUGGUGGUGCAUUUUCCAUACCUGUCAAAUGCGCUAAAUUUAUCUUCCCACCACUUGACUACAACACUGAAUCGCCGUCUCAAAUUGUAUCAGUCACUGACUUUCACGGCAGGGUCUGGAAUUUUCGCCAUGUGUACUCCGGGACACCCAAGCGGCACUUAAUCACCCAUGGCUGGAGUACUUUUUCUAACGAUAAGAAACUAGUCGGCGGUGAUACUGUUGUUUUUGUUAAAAACUUAACCGGAAAUAUCACCAUUGGACUUCGCCGGAGAAACAGGUCUUCGGCGGCUGCUAACAUAUCCGAAAAGGCAGUUAUCAAGGCUGUAGAAUUGGCAGAGAAGAAUGCUGCGUUUGAGGUAAUGUACUAUCCGACGGUCGGUGGUUUUGAUUUUGUGGUGGGAACUAAGGCUGUGGAGGAUGCAAGGAAAAUCAAUUGGAACCCUGGAAUGAGUGUUAAAUACACUGUAAAAACCAAUGGUGAUAAUUCAAAAGGGUGUUCAAUUUUUCAUGGGACAAUAUCUUCUAUCGCUCCUCCUUGUAUUAGUCCAUGGCGCAUGCUUGAGGUUAAUUGGAAUGAAUCUACGGUUUUUGGAAAUCUAGGGAAAGUAAGUCCAUGGCAGGUUGAAAUUAUUUCCAACAAACCUAUUAUGCAUCUACGAUCUCCUCCAACGAAAAAGCUUAGAGUUUCUCAGAAUUCAAACCUCUCUAUUACAAUGGGAGAGUUCAACAACGCAUCAACGAGUCGUUUGAAUCAAACAUCAACUCCUUUCAACUUUUUGAAAGAUGAUUCAAUAACUGAAUUGGAUAAUGUGACAACAGAGAAUAACAUCAGUAGUUCUCUAUCGAAUGACUUGUCAGCUGAUUCUAGUAGUGAUUGCAACAACAAAGAGGUUACUUAUUCAUCAAUUAUGUUAUUUGGUAAGAGGAUAAUAGGUGUUAGAAAUGCAUGA
Vicia villosa (hairy vetch) is the source of this 1320-nucleotide messenger RNA. RefSeq names its product auxin response factor 17-like. Bases 1 to 1320 code for a protein of 439 amino acids. Lineage: Eukaryota; Viridiplantae; Streptophyta; Magnoliopsida; Fabales; Fabaceae. Gene Ontology annotation, cellular component: nucleus. The record is from RefSeq and is a predicted model, not a curated record. Gene Ontology annotation, molecular function: DNA binding. The transcript has a single exon. Gene Ontology annotation, biological process: response to hormone; regulation of DNA-templated transcription.